Rhinichthys klamathensis goyatoka is the source of this 1668-nucleotide messenger RNA. RefSeq names its product Src like adaptor 2b (gene sla2b). Bases 96 to 893 code for a protein of 265 amino acids. The transcript is spliced from 8 exons. Gene Ontology annotation, molecular function: protein binding. NCBI's taxonomy places the organism in Eukaryota, Metazoa, Chordata, Actinopteri, Cypriniformes, Leuciscidae. The record is from RefSeq and is a predicted model, not a curated record.
GUCUGUUUGCUCAAAGGACUGUCAUCAAAGCUAGCUUGAAGACCAUGAGCUUUUGGUUCCUGUCAGCAUUGUGCACCUAAACACUCCAGAGCAGCAUGGGCAGUCGGCCCAGUAAAGACCGGCGCGGAUCCAGCGCACAUGCUGUUCUCUUGGACACGGAGGAAAGAGCUGACCCGCUCUCCAUGGACAUGGGUAGAUUCGUGGUGGUGUCCCUGUACGACUAUCCGUCCAGAGGUCCAGGGGACUGUGCCAUCAGAGUGGGAGAGAGGCUCAACAUUUUGUCAGAUGAAGGAGAGUGGUGGAAAGUAAGUUCGUCAGCCACAGGAAAUGAGAGCUACAUCCCCAGCAACUACACCGCCAAAGUGUACAACAGGUGGCAGUUUUUGGGUCUCAGCAAACAGAAAGCAGAGGAACUUUUGAUGCUCCCCCAUAAUCAGCCCGGCUCCUUCCUCAUCAGAGAGAGCGAGACCUUCCCAGGUCACCACUCUCUGUCAGUGCGUAAGAGCAGCUCUCAGGAGCGCGCCUCUGUCAGACACUACCGUAUCAGCUGCAUCGAGAACGGCUGGGUCUACAUCUCACCCAGACUCACCUUCAGGAGCCUCGCAGACCUGGUCGCACACUAUUCAGAAGUAUCGGACGGGUUAUGCUGCACUCUCGGGGAGCCGUGCUUUAUCCUUGGAUCUAACAAUGUUCCCGUUGUAACCAGCGCACCUCCGAUUGCCAUGAAGAGGCCCACUAUAAACUGGAAAGAUGUGGACAGCUCCAUGAUCUUCGGGCAGAGUAAAGAGGGUGCGGAGGAGUCUCUGGUGAGCGAAGGACUGAAGGAGGCCAUCAACUCUUACCUCUUCAUGACGGAGGAAUGCGAGGACUGCUGUCAGCUCUGGAAAACAUGAGAGGAAGAUCGCAGUGAGACUUGGAGGACGAGUGUUUGAAUGACUUUGGAUUAUUGAUGCUGGAAUCUGGGAUGACACACUUCCAUACAUAAAGAAAACUGACCCAGACACGAAAAAAUAACCCAAAAAUGCAUCUAAGCAUCUGUUUUCAUUCGUGUAUUUCUUUGAAGAGAUGCGUAAAAGUAGUUUAAGGGCGAAAGCGGCGUCGGAUGAAGCUCCCGGCCGAUGAAGCGCACUGACUCAUUGCUGUUCUUCCAGAGUGGGUGAUGCUGGAGACAAAGCUGUCACAGUUUCCUGUGUGCACUCGUUCCUGGCGGACAUGAAAGAGAGCAUGACUGAAGGAAAGAACGACAGAGGAGAGUGGGAGGGGGAACACAGCUGGGUGGCGUACGCAUCCAUUUCCACGCCUCUCACACUUUCUGGAACGUUAUCAUGACAUGAAUGUAACGUAUUUGUUACAAAUAUCAUCGCAAUCAUAGACUGGCGAGAUGCAUAACAAGACCUCCAGAGAAGCUUUAUCCGUGAUAUCAAAGAUAUUGUGAUAUCGCUUUUUGUUGAAAAUCCCAAACAAAAUACUUAUUUAUGGCAUAAAUGUUGUGAAUCUUUGUAAAUAUAUACAGUGCCUUAAAGGGAUAGUUCACCCCAAAAAUGCCAGUUUUGUCAUCAUUCACCCUCAUGUCUUUCUUGUGAAAAAUAUAUUUUAAAGAAAAGGUUUGGUUCCCAUUGACUUCCUUGAUAUUUUUGACCAUACAAUUGAACCAAAACUUUGCCACCA